This is a messenger RNA of Chelonoidis abingdonii (Abingdon island giant tortoise), 3504 nucleotides long. It is a transcript of the gene CIMIP6, whose product is annotated as ciliary microtubule inner protein 6. The record is from RefSeq and is a predicted model, not a curated record. NCBI's taxonomy places the organism in Eukaryota, Metazoa, Chordata, Testudines, Testudinidae.
CCCAGGUGCACCCUCUGUUUGUGCUCUGCCCCGUGUUUCUGCCCCCACAUGCAUCCCCUUUACCCCACAUGCACCCGCUGGAUGCCCUGUGCCUGCUCCCCACGCGCACCCUCUCACUUCCCCAUUCCCCUUCUUCCCCUAGGCACCAUGCGCCAGACUCCACAGGAAAACAUGCACUCCAGGACGAAGGCACCCCCGCACCAGCUCCCAAAUACUUAUAGAAUAUUUAAUACUGAUAUACCAGAAGUAAACAUGAGAAUAGAAAAGGUCAACGGUGAAUAUAUACCUAAAAAGAAUAAACAGUCUUUCCAGCACUCGUAUUUACCAGAAUGGCGCAAUAAUCCCCAACCAUGUUAUGCAAAAUUAAUUAACACCAAUGUAAGGUUCUUAAAUGAACCAAUAUACUAUAUGGAAACAGAAGGCACAGUGGCUAAAAAGCAUCAUUGGUGGCCAAGUGGGGAACCAUGUGUAUAUCAUUAUACUCCACCUUACGACAGACAGAGCACUCAAAGAAAUGAUUUCCAGAAGCCAACCUGUACAUUGUCUUCUCCAACUAAAUACAGCAGUAAACUACAGCCUUCCUGUGGAAUAGUUCCACUUGCAGUGCCUAGAACAUCAACAAGCCUUCCAAAAAUUUUACAGGAGCGGACCUCCUUUAUUCAUCAGUACAAUGCCAGAAAAUCUCCUAAUGAACCCAUCCGAGGAAAGCGACAUGGAGCUUUUGUGUGGACAGAGAUAAAACCAGUGAGUGGGCCAAUAGUUCCUCAGGGAACAGAAGUUUUCCUGAGUGCUAGAGGGUCAGGCUCACUAGAACAGCCGAAAACAGAGAAAGGAAACUCAGUGGAAAGCCAAAUGACCUCACCCAGUCUCUGCUUGCAGAAUUCCCAGGAGACAUUAGGCUGUGAAACUCACUUAUCAAAACCAGACCUCAGAGAAGCAGCCAAGGCAUACCCCAGAAUCCCUGUGAGAGCACAGAAGAGUUCAGACAUUUCUCAGGCAACUGAAGUGGAUGUUAUCUGUCCUGCUGGGGAAGAGUCUUUAUGUCCAGCAAUGAAAGUCCUCUAGAUAAAUCUCUGGAUAAGUUACCUCCCGCACUUAAAAACAUACCACCAUCAAUCACUAAAAUGAAGAGAGCCUAGAAUCACUGUGCAAGCUAAUGCAUUUUCUUGGUCUAAUAUCAAUAAUACUAAACACAAGCUAACAAUUCACUGGUGUCAGCGGGAACACAGUACUCCUUUGACAACACAACAGCUGCACUGUACUUUGAUGUUUGUAGAAAACUAUAUGCCUAUAAGAAUUAUGGGUUGGUUUUUUAAGGUGGAAUUGUUUUUCUUGUUAGGCUGAACACAAUCAGGUUGAUCAUAUAUAUUCUGUGUUAAGUCUGAGUUUGAGUUAAUUAACACUUUUAGGUGUGGAAGUGAUUAUGAUUCUUGAAAAUGUACUUUUUUUUCAAUAAUAGAAACACCAGUUACAAUAUUUGGUUUUAUUGCUGUUAUUUUAACAUAUAUAGUUGUGACAUGCAUUAUCUCUUUGGAUGCUGCAGUGCGGGGUAUGAUUUCACACACCAUAUGGUGUCAGCUUGUGAUAAAUGGAAACCAUUGUGCUUCCAUAGGAAACAAUGGCAGUCAAGAGAGAAAAUUUGCUAUAGCCCACAGGAAUGCAAAAAUAUUGUGUAUUGCCACUCUAAACAGUUAACAAGGACAAUUUUGGAGUAAACCCUUUUUCGUUUUGGGAGCAAGGAGGACAGGCAUUUUCUUACAGACUUGUGCUGCUGUUCUUGUCUGAGUGUGUCACACGUCAAAAAUGCAAAAGAGAUCUGAAUUACUGUACGCUUUCCCCCAAUACUAGAGAAAAUCCAUUAAUCCAGAGACUGAUGGGUAAACUUUUACUGAUUGGACUAUUUCCCUAUUUGUUUUCAUGCUGCGUCGUCUUAUGAUUCCCAAUAAGAUUUUCCCAGUUACACUCUUAGGGAAACACAGAAAGUUUAGGCUUGAGUUAUAACUUACAGUUAUUCAUCAAACAGUGAAGCAAGUUAUUACCUGUAGUUCUUAAACAGCUCCUUUUGUAUACCAGAGAGGUUAACGUAUGCAUUUUACUUCAGUGAGAGCAAUAAAAGUUUAAUUUCCAGCUUUCUGCUCUGAGAAGAUAGUAUAACAAUGUUAUAUGUUCUAUAUUCACAAAGGAUAACAGCAAAAAAAACCUGGGGAAAUAUUCUUUGGAACUUAUUUUGAAUCAGUAUUUACCAAGGAUUGGGCAGAUCCCAUAUAUUAUAGCUAAAAGUUAAAAUGAACUAUAUAUAUAGUGCUGAUUAGUUGUUUUUGUUUGAGCUGACACUUUAGGGACCAAAUUUGAUCUUCAGAUGUGCAUACACAACUUCCGCUUGUGUUAGUGGCAGCUGUAUACCACAUCAGAGGCAGAGUCUGGCUCUUUUAAUGUACAUACUAGUUGUAGUAGUUACAUGUAAUUCAGAACCUACAAUCAUUACUAUAUUAAUAACAUACUGACAUUUGUGGACAUAGGUGUUGGUCACCACUGAAUCAUAAUAUAAUUAUAUUAUAAUUUUGUUUGUCUUCUAUUCAUUACAUCUUUUGAUUUGCUUAUAUGAUGAACUGUCCAUUUGUAGUGAAGUGACAAACAAAGUGUGGAUGUAGGAAAUUAGUUAGUUAGAAAUGAACAAAUGGGGUAAAACUGAAACAUUUUCUAAAAAUGCUAAUACAAAAGGGUCAGCUGCUGGACUGCAAUACAGCUCAGUUUUUAGCUAUAAAGGAAGCAUGCCCAGCACCAGAAGGAUCACCCCAGUAUAAGACAUAUGUUCGGGUAGAGUGCAGCCAGCAUUGAAACUCCUUAAAUCAUUUCCCUUCUUGUUACUGACAUAGGGAAUGGGGCUAGAGCAGAAAAAAUCAUGGCCAGAAUACCCCUACACUGCAUUACUUUUGGCUGCUAUUUCAACCUCUUCAGGCCACUAGUAAGCAAUGCAGAUUAGAGCCAGCAGGUAGCUGGUUAAACAAUCAGAGCUACUUUGUGAAGUGUUUUGAGAUCUAUUGACAAAAAACAUUAUGUAAGUUAGGUAUUUAUUUAUUUAUUAAUUAUUAUUUUGGGGGAAAAGACUUUGCAUACCUGACACAGAAAGCUCUAACCAAUGCUCAGGCUUCUUCUGGACAGCAGACAGUUUUUCACAUGAAGCAACAGAAGUCUGGCAUCAUUAAAUUAGAUAUUUUCAUAAAACAAAGGAAUUUUCAAAACAAGAACUUUGUUACUUUACAGCUAAAUUUACUAAGGGCCAUUUGAAAGGUGCUGUUAAGAAACAAAACACAAACAAUAAAAACAAUGGAAAAACAUAACAAUGAUUAAAUAAAUUCUGGCACUAACCUAACCUCCAAAUCACACAUGCAUAUGUGAGUAUGCAGCUACACCAUUAAACAGAAAACUCUUAGUGACCAGUACCCAAACCAGCUUAUUUUUGCCACUUCACAAGCCCCUGUACUUUAAAGCUUGAACACCUUA